CGAGCGGGUAGACGGCGCUGAAGAGCGCGCGCGCGCGUCACAGCAGAGCUCCACAAGAGAUCUGCUGAUGGAUUUUGGUGACCGAGUGGGUGGAUGUACUAAGUGAUCAUCAAAAGUGGAUUACUUUCAAAGGACCCGGACAGAUCCGGGCCAAUGACAAGUUCAGUGUUAUGUGCCGAUAAUCAUAACGAGUUUUGUUGUGCCGCGGUCCCUGGAAAGAUGACCGAAACGUUCCAAGAUAUGUGGCAAGACAUCGAGAGCAUACUUCUGGGGCAGCCCACUCCGCCCCAGGCAUCUCCCGUGAGUGUGUGUGGCUCAGGCACCAUGCCAAUUCAACGUAUCGACCCACAGCCACAUCACACAGAGUAUGCUGAGGCGGACCAAAUGAGUUACCAAGCCGAAGAAUUCGUAGACUUGGACAUGUUAAUCAACCACGCGGCUGAGCAACACAGCUUCUAUACACCCCCUCACCUAGACAACAAGCGGGGUGAUUCUAUGGACUUCAGUGCGGGGGGAUAUACCUGUAGGGACCAGCCUGACAGGUUAGGUGAAGUACCACAGCCUCCCCCACCACCUACCACCUACAACGGACUUAUGACGAUCGUUCCAGCUCAUCACCAAGUUGCUUAUAACCACGGUCAAAUGUCACCUCCAGCAAGUCCGGAAAACCAAGACUACUCCCGUGGUCUAGCGGCGUCCAGCGUCCUGCCUCCUCAACAGAGGGUAACUAAUGUUAUUCCUCCGCCUCAGCUAAUAAAAAUAAUGACACCCCCUUCAUCGCCCAAUUUGGCAGAUAUACUUUCCACCCAUCAACAACCCCCUCCUCAUCCCGCUUUCUUAGGGGGCGGUACAGGAGCGGGAGAAGUUCAACAGAAACCGAAGAGAGGACGUCGAAGUUGUGGCCGAAAGAAAUUGACGACGCACACGUGUUCUCACCCCGGGUGCGGCAAGACGUAUACAAAAUCGUCGCAUCUGAAGGCCCAUCUGCGCACGCACACGGGCGAGAAACCGUACCAGUGCAGCUGGAAGGGCUGCGGCUGGAAGUUCGCCCGCUCGGACGAGCUGACUCGCCACUACCGUAAGCAUACCGGCGACCGUCCGUUCCAGUGCCGGCUCUGCGAGAGGGCGUUCUCGCGCUCCGACCACCUCUCGCUGCAUAUGAAGCGUCACGUCAGUGUGUGAGUCAGCCAAAUGUUCAGCAUAGUAAUAACUUCGUUACAAAGACAGCAGCUACUUUGUGCAUUGUUUGUGAAAUCUUAAAAGCGCUAAAUAACCAGUCUAUUUAACCUGCAGUGAGUUUCCCAAACAGCGUUUCCGUAAACCAAACGUAUAUACGUUAUGGGUAAACCCGACUUGACGGAAGGAAGUCCGACUCUUCCGCCUGAGUGAGCGCUCGCAAAAAUGAACUCCCUGUAUAAUCAGAAUUGAACGUGAUCAGUAUCAGAAGCGCACCAGUCCGCCAUGAGUUUCAAGGAGACUUCUGUGCUUACUAACGAAACCAAUAGGUGCUGGUUGUUCUGAAGGCGCCCAGCUGUCACUACAGUUACCAAUUAAAGUGAAUGAGGAAAUAAAUGAUGCAUUCAAACAGAAUCCAUGCCUUAAGUUAGCACAAGUGCACAAUUUUGCUGCAAAAUGUUACCAUAUUGCACAACAAGUGGAAAAUUUGGACGCAUCCCUAAUGUUGGAACGUCUCUUCUACAAUGCUCGUCGUCUUGCCAUAGUUUCAAUCGUACACACGAAGUUUCAUGUGUUUCAGUGUCGUAGUAUUAUUACCCCGUUCAUUCCUUCAGUAGACUGUUCAUGAAAUCAGUCCUAGCGACAGGGCUGGAGAGUUUAUGUCAGCAGUAUGGUCACCGUCAGUUGUGUGUACCAAAAUGGAGCUGUCUUUCUGACAGGUCUACCUAUCUCUGUGGUGUAUUAGUGUACUGAUAUAUUAAAUUGAAGGAAAAUGUUCUAUUAAAGUUGUAUUGGAAUGAAACAAAGUUCUUAGAUAAGUGGAGUAAUAAAUUAAAUUUAAAGUUACUGAAUAACAAUGUACUGUACAUUAGUCGUCACUAAUCUGUAUAUUACUCUAUAGCAAUUUAAGUUACCUUAUGUAUGAAAAAUGAUACACGUUACGUGAAGGUAUAGUGACUAAUUAAACCAGGAGAAACCCUAAGACACACAUUGUUUCAAGCAAAUCGUAAAUCUGGGUAUUUAGAACUUGAGAAAUGAUUAGUGUUGAGGGCAUUGCAAAAUUGACACAAGGCGGUUGGACGAAGCACUUGUUUCUGCGGAAAGAAAUCCCAUAAAUGCCGGGUAUGACCACUAAAAUUCUUGUGAAUAGAGCAGCUUGAAAAUUGGGGUACAGUUUUGGGAAUUAUCCUGGAAUGGGAGGCUCAAGGAAUGAGGAGUUUGGUUGAUCCGUGAGAGUUCUUUCUGUGUCCUAUGUAUUGUCAUGGAAAGAAAUUACUCUAUUUUAAUUGAUUAUCACCUUUUGUCCGACAUGUUCUAAUCUACCAGUCUCCUUUAAAAGAAUCCAUUGGGGCGAUUUUUUCAACAUACUCCUCGACGAAUAUUAACCGACAUAUUUAGUAAUGGUCAAAUUUGAAUAAUCUACAGAGAGAAGCUACAUAUUCCAGCAAGAUCAUUUUAGUCAGUCACUCAACCUUUUCCGUAGUACGAAAAGAUAUCUUGUCACUUUUCUUGGAAAAUAUACAGUACUUAAUAAUAUAGGUUAACGCAACUUCAUGCCAUGCAGAGCCAAUUAAAUUUAUCAAGUUAUGAUUUCAUGACUGGAAAUACAAGAACGAACCAAAGUAAACCUAACUCAUUUCUGGAAGUAUUAAACUUGAAUUUCACACACAAAAAUCUUUAAUAUAAUGCUUAUGAAGCUUAAUCUUAAUGUUUAGAUGAAACAUCCAGUGGUCAUACAAAGAAAAGUGUGCAAAAAUAUAUAAUAAUAAAAAUAAUAAUAAUAUUGCUUUUUAAUAAAAGUCAGGGAAUAUCUUGAGCAACGGAGAGAAUAUCAUUAGCUCAAGAAUGACUGAGCUUAAUGAAAUUUGUCCGUUGCUUUGAUAGGGGAACUGAAGUCCAUUUCCCGAUAGCACGGUGUCACAACUUCACGUACGCUUGCAAACUACAAUCUGAGUUAUCAUAAUGGACACACAAAAUUUCGCAGACUUGCCAUUUCGAUGUGUACUGAACAUUAUACUGCAGAAUGUGUGUAUCAGCUGGGAUAUAUUGCAAGUUUCAAGUGUUAAAUAAGGUUUCUCUGUAUUGAAACAGAUUUUUAAAAGACUCUGGUAAUCAGCUUGUAAUAUGUUCCCUUCUUGUAUUUUUCUCUUUAUCUUAUAUGCUAAUUCUUGUCCGUAAGUCAUAGAUAUGUCAAUAUUUGUGUAUGUUGGGAGACACAAUUAUAUAUUUACACAGAUAAAUGUUCAUUUCAAAAAAAUCUGUCGGUUAAGUAGAUAACAGAUGUUAAGGCAAGUUGUGAAAUUGUAUUGUCUUAAUUCCUCUUUUUAAUUUAAUGUUUUUAAACGGGUUAAUUGUAUUAGAAAUUAACACACGUAGCUAUUCUCAGCCCCAGUAUAAUUAUAAUUAAAUUCUGAUAUCCACUUAUUCUUUAAAGUACAUUUCUCUUUGAUAUUACAAGUUUGUGCUUUUCCCAACCAGUGAAAUGUUGUUUCUUAUGACGCAUAAAAUAAACUGAAAUUACGUGUGGCUGGUCUCAGUUGGGACGAUGUAGAGCGCUUUCUGUUAACUAAGAAGAGAAGUUUAAAAUAUUAAAUGAAAGAACAUUAUACUUAGAAAGUUAAUUUGGAAAAUUUUGUUUUCAUUUACUGAAGCAGGAAGACCGUCUUCUUAUGGAUGAAACUUUACCUAGCGCAGUGUCUAGCACGCAGCCUUGUAUCCGGUACCGUGUAAGGGCUAUGUCUCACGGACCAACAUUUCCGAAAAAUCUGUGACAUUUAUUAACUUCGGUGAAAAUAUCAAUGUCUAGCCAUGUACUAAUUGUGUUUUAGUUACUAUAUGCAAGAGGCCAUACUAUUUAAUAAACAUAAUUUAGAAAGGUAAAAGGUAAAGUUAUCCCUGUAACAGGCC
Molecule: messenger RNA, 4083 nt
Organism: Cryptotermes secundus
Lineage: Eukaryota; Metazoa; Arthropoda; Insecta; Blattodea; Kalotermitidae
Product: Krueppel-like factor 2
Exons: 2
Coding region: 154-1182 (342 amino acids)
Biological process (GO): regulation of transcription by RNA polymerase II
Molecular function (GO): DNA-binding transcription factor activity, RNA polymerase II-specific; RNA polymerase II cis-regulatory region sequence-specific DNA binding
Source: RefSeq, a predicted model, not a curated record